AUGAUCCCAUCCCGAGAAGUACGAAGGAUAACUCGGCUAGCAGGACGAGCGUUCAAGCUUAAUUUCGCUCUUGUAGGUUCGCUGGGCCAGAAGCAGCAGCAGGAAGACCCGUGCCAGACGAAGUCGCGGGUGGUAGGCGACAACGAGUAUUGCGAUCGCUAUUGGGAGUGCGUGAACGGUCGCCCGGAGCUGUUCGACUGUCCGAACGGCCUCGUGUUCGCCGGCAAGCACCGCGGUGUCACCGAGGGCUGCGAUUAUCCGUGGCGUGCGAACUACUGUGAUGGCAAGCGCCAGGCGAAUCCGCCGAUCCCGACCGAGCACUGCGACUGGCUGUACGGAAUCUUCGGCCACGAGACGUCCUGCACCAGGUACUGGACCUGCUGGAACGGCACCGCCACCGAGCAGCUCUGCAUAGGCGGUCUGCUAUACAACGAGCGGGCCAGGUCCUGCGACUGGCCCGAGAAUGUCGAGGGAUGUCAGAAGCAUCCACUCUGCAACGACGACGCCAACGGCAACGUGCCUCUGGGCAAGUCGUGCAACCGUUACUGGCAGUGUCAGGGCGGUUACCCGCGGUUGCAGCGCUGCCCGGCCAUGCUGGUGUUCGACAGGAGGUCGUUGAGGUGCGUGGUGCCGCCGACGGAGGACUGCGACGUACCCACGACACCGCCGCCCACCGAGGGCGAGCUGUCCGACGGUCGCAACGAGCAGGAGCCUGAAGAGGAGAACCUGCCACCUGGCGUGUCACCUCUACCGUCGGGCGCCCUGCCGAUUCCCCUACGGUCGCGCCCCAGGAACUAAAGUCGCCGGGUUGUCCUAUCCGGCCUGGAAGGACGAAGGAAGCGCCAGAUCCCUUCUCGACGAGCGAGAUCCCGGAGAUCGUCGAUCGGUGCGAAGAACUCGAGAAGUUCUCUCGUCGAGUCUCCCCCAGGUUCUCGCGCGAUCUUGCAGUUCCGUAAUUUCGUAAUUCUAGAAUUCUCGUGGGGUCCGACUUUUGAGAUCCCUUAUACUUUGAGAUUUUGUUUAUAUUACCCCGAAAUUACCCCGAAUGUCGGAUAAGUCACACCGCAAGUCCUCGAGGAAAAGUCCCGUUCUUUCUCCUGGGUAAAAUCUUUAUUUCACCUCCGCCACAAGGAUUUGAUUUUCAGAUGCGAAUGUAAAAUUCAAAUUUGAGUAAAAGUGAGAGGCAGCUUAUAAUUACACGAUUCGGUUCUUCCUAAUUAGUCAGCAACUAAUUCAUUAUCUCAAUUAAUUCACGAAUAAAAUUGCAUUCGUGAGAAACUAUCAGCCGAAUAAAUUAUACUCGAGAUCUAAGAUAAUUCAACUUACGUAAAAACUUGGAUGAAACUUUCUAGAAAAAUUUAAUGGCAAACGAUACAAGUUCUCAAAGACACGUGAAUAUUUUCACAAAUCUCGAAAGGUUAUAAUAAAAUCAACCAAGGAUGUGACCUCCCCGGUCUCAAAACUUUCAAACGGCGUAAAAUAAAAGUCUCGUGAAAAAUGUCAAUUAAGACGUCAAUUGCGCAUGAAAAGUCACAUUAAAUAACGCAUUUGCUAAAACACGGAAUUGGUUUUUAGAAACAAAGUUACACUCAUUAUUUUUGAGGGCCGAGACUUGUCGACAUUCAUCGAUCCGUCCAUGUCUUUGACCGACCAAGCUCUUCUUCCUCUUCAAUGGGGGUUUGUAUUAAUUGAUAAUAUUAAUUAAUGAACAUCUCGUGUUUCGGUUCCACUCGCCUCCAUCGCAUCAGUCGAGAUGUAAAUAUUUUCCCCCAUCCUCUCACUUCCCGUUCCCUUCCCCCGCGCCCCGCGCUCUCGUAAACGUAAGACUCGUACCACGUA
Messenger RNA from Vollenhovia emeryi, 1839 nucleotides. RefSeq names its product chondroitin proteoglycan-2-like. The coding region runs from base 1 to 798 and encodes 265 amino acids. Gene Ontology annotation, cellular component: extracellular region. Gene Ontology annotation, molecular function: chitin binding. The transcript is spliced from 2 exons. NCBI's taxonomy places the organism in Eukaryota, Metazoa, Arthropoda, Insecta, Hymenoptera, Formicidae. The record is from RefSeq and is a predicted model, not a curated record.